AUGCCAGAAUAUAUCAAACAAGUUGCCAUCACUGGAGAUAUUUCCACAAUUGGAACUGAUGAUGAUCUGAUUCGAGCUUGGUGUUCUGAAGUUGCGAAGGAAAUAUACGAACAAAAGUGUGAAUUUGCUGUCGUUCAUGUUCAAGGACUUCAUUCAGCAGAGAAUCCUGAUUAUGCAGCAAGAGUUAUUUGUGGAUGCAUCACUGACAAUCCGGAAAUCUACAGAGCUUUCGAUAGUUCAAUCGCUUUCUUCGACACUAAACUAACUGGUCUCGGAAACUUGUACCUGUUCAAGGAUCAUUCGGAAGUUCAGUAUUAUGAUAGAUUCUCAUCAACUGGAUAUAUCAAUCUUCGUUCAGGACAUCAACAUUCCAUUGGAAACAAAGAAUGCGAUGGAUUCAUUCAGAACACUUUUGGACAGAGCUACACUUUCAGAAGAGAUUUUUAUAAUGAUGAUGGAAGUCGUGAUUUGGCAAAUCAGAGAACAGGAUUCUUGCUGGCUCGGUUCCGUAUUCAUGGAAAAGAAGUGACGUUCGUGAAUCUGAAUCUUCAUUCUGUUCCUUUUGAAGACGUGAAUGAGAUCGCUACGAAGAAUGCAUCAAUCACGAAGGCAGCUGCAAAAAGAGAAGAUCAAAUCGAAAUGUUGUUGAAAGAGCUAGACGAGGAAGGUCUUCGUAAUGAUGCUAUUCUUGUGGCCGGAUCUUUCAAUUCUCAACUUCAUGAAACAGAUCUUCUGAACUAUCUGGCCAAGACUCAAAUGGUCCAGACAGUUGCGAAGAAAGAUGAAGAUGGAAAUGUAGAAUCAAUCGAACAUGUGGAUAGACAUGGUAGAAGAACCACAACUGUUGAGAGAACUCGAUUUGAUUUACAUUCGAUUCAUGAUUGGUUCUUCCGUUUGGGAAGAGGUCAAAUGGUCAAAAGAUAUAAUGGAGAGUUGGCAAAUAUCGCAUUCAAGGGGAAUUUGAAAGAAGAAACUUGCUUCUUCCAACCAUCUCGUCAUUAUGAACUGAAUGAGAAAGGAAAAGAAGAGUUCCAAAGAACUCUCUGCCCAGCAUGGAGUGACAGGAUCAUGUACAAUGAUAGGAUGAAUGAUUUAUUCAGACAUGAUUCAUUCUGUGCAUCUGGUCUCUACUACGGUCUUGUUGCCGAAGAAAAGUUUGUUGGUCCACACAAACCAGUGACUCUCCACGCUUCAAUUUGUCUGAAAUAA
This is a messenger RNA of Caenorhabditis remanei, 1209 nucleotides long. RefSeq lists its product as uncharacterized. The transcript has 9 exons. Gene Ontology annotation, molecular function: inositol-polyphosphate 5-phosphatase activity. Lineage: Eukaryota; Metazoa; Nematoda; Chromadorea; Rhabditida; Rhabditidae. The record is from RefSeq and is a predicted model, not a curated record. The coding region runs from base 1 to 1209 and encodes 402 amino acids.